Messenger RNA from Xyrauchen texanus (razorback sucker), 2984 nucleotides. RefSeq names its product gastrula zinc finger protein XlCGF49.1-like. Bases 572 to 1597 code for a protein of 341 amino acids. Gene Ontology annotation, biological process: regulation of transcription by RNA polymerase II. Gene Ontology annotation, molecular function: DNA-binding transcription factor activity, RNA polymerase II-specific; RNA polymerase II cis-regulatory region sequence-specific DNA binding. The transcript has 3 exons. NCBI's taxonomy places the organism in Eukaryota, Metazoa, Chordata, Actinopteri, Cypriniformes, Catostomidae. The record is from RefSeq and is a predicted model, not a curated record.
AUUUUAAUAUAGUGAUGGAUGGGAAAUACACAAAACAUACUGUAAUAUAACAGCACGCGCCUCCACCUGAACUCUUGUGCGGGAACUGAGAGCGCGCAUAACAGAAAUGCAUCUGACAGGAAUGAUUGUUUUUCGGUGGUAAGACACUUUUUAUUUCACAACACAAUAUAUGAGCAUACACAAUAAGUUAUGAACAUAACACUAGAAUAUUUCCAAAUUUACGUAAAGCCAGAAUCACAUCUGACAGAAGAUAAACAGGACAACGUGUAUUUCUGAGAAUAUUUUUGACUUCUGCCUCGUCUGACAGGAGAGUUUUUCUGAGGUAAAAAACAGUCAUUACUUCACAAACAGACAUUUAUUAAAAAUGUUCUGAAAUAUUUUGUGUGUAGAUGUUCCUUGAGAUUUGGAAAGUCGAUAAAUGCAUAAACCUGUUUUUACCAUUAUAGUUCCCAGACUGCAGAAGACAGCAGCUGCACAUCUGUGUCAAAGUUCAACAACCACCUCAGAUGGUUUAACAAAGAAAAACCAACACCAGCUACCCCCUUGAAUCUGCCUACGGACCCCUGAAAAGAUGGAGCCUGUUAAAGAGGAGAAUGAAGACGUCAGUAUUUCAGAACUAUUCAGACUGAAAAAUCAAGAUACUGAGGAACAAAUAGAUCUGAUGGAAGUGAAAGAGGAAAGUCAAGAACUGAAUGAAGUGGAGGAGAAACAUCAGUAUCACAAAUCUGAUGAUGUCAUAACUGGAGAAAAAUCUUUUGGUUGCUCACAGACUGAAAAGAAAAUAUCAUAUAAAAGAACUCAAAGAAAAAUAGCCAAAAAUUCUUUCAUCUGCCCUCAGUGUGGAAAGAGUUUCACACAUAAAGGAACCUUUAAUAUCCACUUAAGAAUUCACACUGGAGAGAAACCUUUCACUUGCCAUCAGUGUGGAAAGAGUUUCAGAGAGAAAGCAAAUCUUCAGGAGCACAUGAGAAUUCACACUGGAGAAAAGCCUUUCACAUGCCUUCAGUGUGGGAAGAGUUUCAGACACAGAGCAAGUUUUAAGGCGCACAUGAGAACUCACACUGGAGGAAAACAUUUCACUUGCCUUCAGUGUGGAAAGAGGUUUAGAAAUCCAAGUGGCUUAAGUAGGCAUAUACAUAUUCACUCUGAAAAUCAAUUACACCAAUGUUCUCAUUGUGGCAAGAGUUUCACACAGUCAAGUCGUCUCAGACUUCAUCUGCGCUAUCACUCUAAAGAAAAGCCAUUUAACUGUGAUCAGUGCGGCCAAAAAUUUAUUUUUGCAUCAGUGCUAAAAAGACACUUGAAACUUCAUGAGACUAAUGAGAAGCCUUACAUAUGCACUGUUUGUGGAAAGAGUUUUUCACAGCUGGCUUAUAUGAAAGGGCAUGAGAAAACACAUUUGGGUGUAAAACCUCAUGUAUGCUCAGUGUGUGGUAGAGCUUUUAACAGAGCGGAUUACUUGAACGUGCACCAAAGAAUUCAUACUGGAGAAAAACCUCACAAGUGCUCAUUUUGUGAAAAGAGUUUUAGACGUCCCCAAGAGUGGAAAAAACAUGAAAAACUGCAUAAUAGACGGAGUCUUAAAUCAUACCACUGAAAUAAAAAAAAUAAGAAAUGAUUUUGAUUAUACCAAUAGAUUAAAUUAUUUUGACGUAACACAGAAGGCUACCACAAUUCCAGGUUCUUUUGAGCUGCAGCAUUCUGUAGAGACAGCUUUGUUUUGAGUAGCGUUAUAAUGUCAGAUGAUGAAUUCAGUGAAUAAAAAAGUACUACAGCAGCAUUUGAUUUAAAGUAUGUUAUUGCCCCACGGCCCAAAGCUUGCAGUUUCUGCUUUGUUCUCUCUAAAUCAAGUUAUUAACUGCAGUUAUUACUGAUUUGAGUUGGCAAACAUUAAACAUGAUUCUUUAUGAAUUAAUCCCCUUACACUUUUCUCGGUGCAUCGAUUACUAAUCCUCCCGAUUUAUCCGCGAAACUUUCACUGAAAGGAAAGUUCACCCAAAAAGAAUGAAUUUAAACACCGUAGGUCCAUACAAUGCAAGUGAAUGGUGGCCAGCAUUUUGAUGGCCAAAAAAGGACAUAAAGGAAGCAUAGAAGUAAUCCAUAGGACUCCAGUGGUUAAAUCCAUAUAUUCAGAAGAUGUGGAUGUUUUUAUGUCCAUUUUUUACUUUAUAAAUGGUCUGCACUUAUAUAGCACUUUUUUUUAACCUUAGAGGUUACAAAGCACUUUACACUGUGUCCCAUUCACCCAUUCAUACACCAAUGGCGGCAGAGCUGCUAUGUAAGGUGCUAGCCUUCCAUUUGGAGCAACUUGGGGUUCAGUGUCUUGCCCAAGGACACUUCAACAUGUGGAGUCGUGUGGGCCGGGAAUCAAACAACCAACCCUGUGCAGUUAGUGGCCGACCCGCUAAAAUAUGAUGUGUUCAGUAUUUUCCCUUCCUUUAUCCCUACCUUUCUUCUUCCUACUCAGUAGGUGGCGAUAUGCACAAACAGUAUAAAUUGGUUAAAAAACAUUGAAGAAGAACUCUCUUGAAUGUGCAUGGGAAGGCUAUGUGAAAGUAGAUUUAUUGUAAAAAUGACUUAAAUAUUUAGCUUUUUCUCACCCACACCUAUUAUAUCGAUACUGAAGACAUGGAUUUAACCACUGGAGUUUUACGGAUUACAUUUAUGCUGGCUUUAUAUAGUUUUUGGACCUUCUGAGUUCUGGUCACCAUUCACUUGCAUUGUGAGGACCAACAGAGCUGAAAUAUUCUUCAACAAAUCUCCAUUUGAGUUCUGCAAAAGUCAAACACAUCUGGGAUGACAUUAGUGUGAGUAAAUGAUGAGAGAAUUUUCAUUUAUGGGUGAACUAUUACUUUAAAUGAAUAUCUUGUUUAAUGACAGUAAACUAUGUUAAUAUUUAAAUAUAUUACUAAGUGAGCCCAAGGAGGGAGUAAAUGUUCAUUACAUUUGUAGAGUGUUCCAUUUGAUCACAGAACUCACACAAU